Molecule: messenger RNA, 5050 nt
Organism: Thamnophis elegans (Western terrestrial garter snake)
Lineage: Eukaryota; Metazoa; Chordata; Lepidosauria; Squamata; Natricidae
Gene: FZD7
Product: frizzled class receptor 7
Exons: 1
Coding region: 1003-2709 (568 amino acids)
Biological process (GO): canonical Wnt signaling pathway; non-canonical Wnt signaling pathway
Cellular component (GO): plasma membrane
Molecular function (GO): Wnt-protein binding; Wnt receptor activity
Source: RefSeq, a predicted model, not a curated record
AGAGCCUUUCAUCUUUCUGUCCAAUCCUCAAGCGAGGUAGGGAAGCAACCGAUUGUGCGAUUGGUUAGAAGCUCGAGUUCUAUGGCCCCGCCCACUGCUUGGUUUGUGAAUGGGGCGAAGGGGUGGAGUUCCAUGGAAUACCAGAUUUACACAUACACGAAUAGAUAUAGAUAUAUAGCUAUAUAUUCAACGUCUUUUUUUUCCUCUCCUUUAUUUUUAUUCGGUUUUUUUUUUUUUUUUUGCUUCCAGGGUGGAUGUUGCUUGUUGCAACGGCAUCGAAUCUCUCCUGUUGCUGCUGGAGAGAGAGAGAGAGAUUUCAUCUGGCUUGCUUAAGGGCGCCGACGGGAUCUGGGACUAGCCGCGCUGCUGUUCAAAGGAUUUAGCCCCAUUGCUGGUCAAGGAGAUAAAGGAGUGAUUGGAUUUAUUUAACAACGAAACAACAAAACAACAACAACACCCCACUCCUCAAUUAAAGACCGUCUGAAAACGGAGAAGCCACAGUAAGCCGAAUUCUGGAAUUCCCGAACUUUGGAGGGGUUGAACACAAGCCAGCUGGGGAGUGGAGCCAGUUCCUGCGCUCGAACUUGGGAACGAUCCUCCCACCCACCUACCCAACCUACCUACCCCUCCUCCGUCCCAAGAUUCCUUGGCGGCCGACCGACGCCGUUGCAAAGACCUUUCUCUCCUCGGUGGAAGAAGAGAACCUCGGGAGUAGCGUUGCGCCUUGCAAGCCUAGCAAGGAAUUACCAUUCAGCCCUUGGCGAGCGAUCAACGAAGGGAGCCGGUUUGGCGAGCGAUCCCGCCUCUUUCACCUCCUCCACCCGAGAGAAGCCUUGCUUGGGAAGAGCCUUGUGCCGCCGCGUCAAGCUUUUUUGGCCGCUGGCCCUCUCGGGGGCUCUGGGCUGGGCGCCGCCGAUGCGUCGAGACUCCAGCGGCUCUGGGCUGUGAAAGAGAGCCGCUUGCUCUCCGCUUGCUCUCCAGUCGUUCCUUUCCUCGCCGAUCAUGGAUCGCGGAGCCGGAGCGCCGAGGACGGCCGCUGCUUCCUUGGGCCUGGCUGUUUUCCUGGGCGUCCUGUGCGGGAUUCCCCGGGGCUCCGCCGCUCAGUCUUACCACGGGGAGAAAGGGAUUUCUGUCCCGGAUCACGGCUUCUGCCAGCCCAUUUCCAUCCCUCUCUGCACGGACAUCGCCUACAACCAGACCAUCCUGCCUAACCUCCUGGGCCACACCAACCAAGAAGACGCCGGGCUGGAAGUCCACCAGUUCUACCCGCUGGUCAAAGUCCAGUGCUCGCCGGAGCUCCGCUUCUUCCUUUGCUCCAUGUACGCGCCCGUCUGCACCGUCUUGGAGCAGGCCAUCCCGCCCUGCCGAUCCCUCUGCGAGCGAGCCCGCCAGGGCUGCGAGGCCCUGAUGAACAAGUUCGGCUUCCAGUGGCCCGAGCGGCUCCGCUGCGAGAAUUUCCCCAUGCACGGCGCAGGUGAGAUCUGCGUGGGCCAGAAUACUUCGGACACUUCGGGAGGAGGAGGAGGGAGCCCCGAAAGCGCCACCGUCUUCCCCACCCCGUACCUGCCCCAUCCUACUUAUCACCCGCAGCGCCCCACCAACUCCGGCUUCUCCUGCCCGCGCCAGCUCAAAGUCCCCCCGUACCUGGGCUACCGCUUUUUGGGCGAGAGAGACUGCGGUGCCCCUUGCGAACCAGAACUCCCCAACGGGUUGAUGUACUUCAAGGAAGCCGAGGUUCACUUUGCCCGCCUCUUGGUGGGCAUCUGGUCAAUCCUGUGCUGUGCUUCCACCCUCUUCACGGUCCUGACCUACCUGGUGGACAUGAGACGUUUCAGCUACCCUGAGCGGCCCAUCAUCUUCCUCUCCGGCUGCUAUUUCAUGGUGGCCGUGGCUUACGUGGCUGGCUUCCUGCUGGAGGACAAAGUGGUCUGCGUGGAAGGCUUCUCGGAAGACGGCUACCGCACUGUGGUUCAGGGCACCAAGAAAGAAGGGUGCACCAUCCUCUUCAUGAUCCUCUACUUCUUCGGCAUGGCCAGCUCCAUCUGGUGGGUGAUCCUCUCCCUCACCUGGUUCCUUGCGGCUGGCAUGAAGUGGGGCCACGAGGCCAUUGAAGCCAAUUCCCAGUAUUUCCACCUGGCUGCCUGGGCCGUGCCUGCCAUCAAGACCAUCACCAUCUUAGCCAUGGGGCAGGUCGAUGGGGAUGUGCUCAGUGGAGUCUGUUACGUGGGCAUCUACAGCGUCGACGCAUUGCGGGGCUUUGUCUUGGCCCCACUCUUUGUCUACCUCUUCAUUGGCACCUCCUUCCUCCUGGCUGGCUUCGUGUCCCUCUUCCGUAUACGGACCAUCAUGAAACACGAUGGCACCAAAACCGAGAAGCUGGAGAAGCUGAUGGUGAGGAUUGGCAUUUUCAGCGUCCUCUACACUGUGCCUGCCACUAUUGUGUUGGCUUGCUACUUCUACGAGCAGGCCUUCCGGGACACGUGGGAGAAAACCUGGCUCCUGCAGAACUGCAAAAGCUAUGCCAUCGCUUGCCCCACCAACGUUGCCCCGAUGAGCCCCGACUUCACUGUCUUUUUGAUCAAAUAUCUCAUGACCAUGAUUGUGGGCAUCACAACUGGCUUCUGGAUUUGGACUGGCAAAACUCUCCAAUCUUGGAGGCGCUUUUACCACAGACUCAGCACAGGAAGCAAAGGAGAGACUGCCGUAUGAGGCUCCCCUUGGCCUCUUCUCUCCCCUUGUAUGGCAAGGAACAAGGGCUUGGACCGUUGUUCCUUCAGACUAACUUUGCUUCUCACCGAGAGACUCCUCCGCCUCCAGGCUGUGUUUCGGGGCAGUAAAUAUCCUAGGAGAAUUUGCUUAUUCCCUCACUCUGGCCUUCUCACUUUCUAAAUGGUUCUGCAGUAUCUGUUUAGAGUAUCUGGCAUAGUGCCGAGAAGGGAAGUUUGGGGCAAACAGAAAAGCAAGCUACCUUUUUUUACCGCGUGAUUGGUGCCAAAUCAGACCCCCCUCCCCCAAAUCAGAAUCUUAGUUUACAGCCUUUCCAAAGUUAUCCAGGAAAGCUCUGAGAAGGGAUAGAGUGUGUCUGGGUGUGAGUGCACCCUCGUGCCUGUGUGUGCAUGUUCAUUCCUUUAAAAACAGGAAAUUGGGGGGUUCCUCCACAUUGUAGCAGUGCAGUCAACUGUAAACCUAUUUGGAAGUUUUAAACUCCACAGGAUUCAAUGGGACUUACUCCCAAGUAAAGGCGUAAUGGUUUCCAGCUAUGCAAACUUGCCUUGGGAGCAAGUUAACCUCACACUUAGUUGAGCUUAACUUCGGAAUCCUUGGUGCAUGGGCUUGGCUAGGCUGUAAGGAAAAUUCUGCUUCCAGUUUUUAAAAGUUUUCUUCCUGUCUGAUUCGGGCUUUGGCAAGAGAGUCUUGCUGAGAUUUUAGGGAGGAGCAGGGGGGGGGGGGGAAGGGAGGAAAGAAACGGGUCUGAAAAAGAAGUGACAUGUUGAUUUUUGAUAGAAUGGCUUUAACUCCCUUGCCUUUUGUUAGAGGAGACAAAGGAGAAACAAAAGUGGGUUUCUCUGCAGCAAAGUGCAAGCCAGGGGUUUGGUUUUUAUGGGGAAACUUAACAAAGAAUUUGUUGAGGUUCAGCUAGAGCUGCAGUUCUUUAUCAUCUUUUUGUGAACACAAGGGAAAGGGUUUUCAGGGAGUCCCAGCGUAACUGGAGAAAAGCUGAGGUUGCCUCUCUUUCCCCUCCCCAACUCUUUUUUUUUUCAGAACAACUAACAAAACAGCCAAUAAUCAAACAAGCCGUUUAAAGCAUCUGUAAGGUUUUAUAGUCACAAAGUUAAGAGUUGGUUUCCCUGGCUGAUCAUUUGUAUCCCCCUUUGAUUUGUAAAAGGGGCAGAGAGAAGGACCUAGAAACAGAGAAAAAGGAGGAAAAUAUAUUUUGCAGUCCUGGUCCAAUCAGGGAGGCAUCUCAGUGCUCCCCCUCAAUAUGCUCCUAGAUUCCCUUGAAACCAGUAGAUUAUUAAAAUUGUGGCCUUCGUUGGGAAUCAGUUUCUUGCAGAUGUUUACAUGGACUUGGAAGUGCUACUACUUCAUUAGUGGAGGCAUUUAGGAAUACAGCCUUAACUCUUCAACAAAAGAUUGCCUUGAUUAAGGCUGAAGUCCUAUGCUGAUGUACCUGGGAAAAGACCCCAUUCUAUCCUGCAUCCAGUUCAGAUUUCAAGGAUUGCGACUUGCCACCCAUUUAGGCCCCUGGCAGCACACAAUCACUCUGUUGAAAGUGCUACAACACGUCUGUCUAGAAAAGGUCCUGUGGAAUUCAGUGGAAUCUGCUUUCCGAUAAAGAUAGGCUUUUUCAGCUUAAGGAAAUGCUGGAAUUAAUGUGUCUUGUUCAUAAACUAUGUGUUUAUUUUUUCAAGGUUCCCCGCAUUCCUUUCUUGAAUGAUCCGGCCUAUAUUAAAUACGUCUGAAGUUAAACAUCAUUAUAUAUAACAUUUCCUCGAAGAGCCCACUGUUGGAAAUAAAUUGAUUUCAGAAGCCUUUCUGAAAUGCUACAUUUCACAAGCUAGCUUUUUUGGAAAUGUAAGGGGGUUCUAUUUAAUUUUACCCAAUAUACUAAUUGGAGAACUGGGGGCUUUUAAGAAGUCAUACUUGGAUUUCCCCUUCCUUCUCCAGAAUGCAUCAAUAUAUAUUUUUUAAUGAAUGGAUACCUUUACAAAAUAUUACCACUAUUAAGAAAUGUAGAAUUGGCAAGGAAGGGAGAAAAGAAUUUCAGGUACAAUACUGGGGAAUAAACAGCAAGAAAAAUGUUCCAUUGAUUCAUUUGUAAUAUCUGAUCUUCCUGGUUCUGAUAUUCUGGUUUGUUUGGGAAUUUUUAAAAAUGAGCAUAAGACAAGCUAGAAAUGCAUAAUGUACAUUUUGUAAAUCUUGACAUUUCGUAAGAAAAUAUAUAUGUAUUUAUGUUUUUACUUAACUUUUUUUUGUUUUCAAAAUUCCCGUGUAAGACGCAUUUCUUGUAUAUGUACAAGAUACAAAAAUAAAUGGAUUUUUAAUAUAA